Molecule: messenger RNA, 621 nt
Organism: Schistosoma guineensis
Lineage: Eukaryota; Metazoa; Platyhelminthes; Trematoda; Strigeidida; Schistosomatidae
Source: the annotation of a GenBank genome assembly
UUAUUAGCAGGAAUGCAACAAGAUUAAAAUCUCUCUUUAACCAAGAACUCAUUCACGCUAUCCCGAAAAAGAUUCCAAGGAACAAACAGCACACAUCCUCCUAGGCGAAGUCAAAAGUCAGAGUUUGGAGGUCGUACGUUUACCCGCACUUACGAAGUUGUGAGUUACUAUGAAUGCUCCUGCUUCGUUCGAACCAUUCCUGCUUGCCGAUGGUGAGAAGAAGUGGGUCUUUGACACAUUAUUACACUUGCAGGAUCUCCUUCGAAAAGGAUACUCAGGUUCCAAAUGCUGCCAUUUUUACCCUAAAUCGAGAGGAUCACACUGUUGGAAAUAUGAUAACAUGCCAGUUACUAAAAGAUCCAAGAGUAUUAUUUGCAGGAUACAAAGCUCCUCAUCCAUUAGAGCACAAAAUCGUCAUUCGAGUACAUACAGCUCAUCCGGCGACACCUGUAGAUGUUUUCGUUUCUGCUCUGAAAGAUCUUAUAAGUGAGAUCUCGAAUAUAGAAGAGCAGUUCAGAAUGGCGACAAAAUGAAACAUUGCAUUUGUACAUAUUAUUUAUUUAUAUAUUCAUAACGAUAAAAUGAAAAUGCUUGUCCUGCAAAAUUUUGUCUUUCGAUUAA